AUGGCCUCUGUAAAUCGUCCCACAAACAACGCCAUCAAGGAGAAGGAUAUCAACCAGAAGCUCCAGCUCUACGGCAUCUACCAAGCCUUCGCCAAUGGCAAAGUCCCUUCCAACAAGCAGAUUGAUGUAGCGCUUAACAGUGCACUUGCCUCCAAGGCUCUCUCUUCCCCAUCCUCGAAACUCUCCCAGGAGGGUCGCAAACUCGUUGGAGAUUUGAAAGAGGUCAUCCAGCAGGCCAAAUACCUGCUGCUGUCCAAAAAUGACGGAAAUCUGCUCCAGGAGUUCAUUUGGGACACACAGCAUCUCGACGGCAGCAAUGCCAACCUUCCCAACGCUCCAACAGACAAGGCUACCGCUCAACAGCACGGCGAUGAAGCUCUGGAAGGUCUCAAGACCCUUGGCAGACUCAUCCUCUCGAACGGCCAGUUCCGGAAACUCUUGAAUGAUGCUGUCAUUCUUAUGCGAGAUAUGGCCGGCGACGCGGCGCAGAAUGUUGCCAGCCGUGUCAAUCCCUCCGAAGACCAGUUGAACCAAAUCGAUCAUCCGGCGGAAGACAACACCUGGCAUGAGGUUCCUGACCUAUCCAAAGAGAACCUGAAGGGCCAGGCCCGUGACGCCUUCAACCAGAACAAGCCCUUCAGCAGAGAGGAAGCCAAGGAUGCCGCGCAGCAAGGCUUGGACACUGCUCAGCAGCAUCCCACCCCAGACAAUCAAGAAGCCGGACGCGUGGGGCUGCAGAAUGCGACUGAGACCCUGAGAACUCGUGCGCAACAGAAUGUUCCCGACGAGCGCCAGGAAGACGUGAGGAAGGCUAAGGAGGCCACAUCUCAACAUACCAAGAACUAUCUGAACAAGAAGGUGCCUCAAGAGCGUCGCGACCAGACUAUCUGGCGUCUUAAGAAGAUGGUGGUGGAGAUUCAAGGCCACUCGGACUAUCGCCAAGCCAUUGACACGCUGCUCUCCCUCGCAGAGACAUAUGGUGGUCAUGCCACCGAUUUGCAUUCGCAGUCCACUGGGACUAUCAAAGGUGCUCAUGAAGAUGACCGCUUGAAGAGUGCGGAGGCUAACUUGAAGACACUGAUUGAACGCUUCGCCAACUACACAAGCACUGAUGACUUCUUCGACGCCUUGAACAACAUCUAUCGAGACGCGGAUCGCGACCCAGAACUCAAGGGAUGGUUCAAGGCCGUGGACAAAUACAUCCGCAGAUGUCUGCAGGAGCAAGGAUAUAUCCUCCAAGACGAAGCCAAUGAUGAGUACAACCGUCUUCAAGACAAAGGCCGCUUCCUCCUUCGCGACCGUUAUCGCAAUCACACCGACCGCAUCCUUGACGAGAUCAAAUUCCUUGCAGAUCAGUUCGAUCAGGAUCCACAAAACAAGGCCUUUGGAGAUGCUGUACAGAAACUCUUCCUCGACCUUGGAAACGAUGAGAAUGGCAAGGCCACAUUCAAGCCUCAUCUGAUCAAGGACCUUACCGAGGUCAUUAUUCCCGCGAUCUUCGAGAAUACCCGCUACAUUCCAAUCCCGAGAAUUGAAGUUUCCGAUCCCAUGAUCGAUGCUGUGGUGGAGAAUCUCGUCAUCGAGAGCGACAACCUCUUCCCCAACGUCUUCGAGUUUGGUAGCGACAACUAUUUCCGCAUGGGCCGUAAGGGUGUCUCCAAUAAGCGGGAGAACAAGUUCACAAUCGCUGGUUCUGGCAUUCAGAUGGACCUGCAGGACGUCGCCUACUACAUCAAAAAGAAACAAGGAUUCCCCUCCAUCACCGACAAGGGUGUCAUGGACAUCUUCCUCGGAGGCGAAGGUUUCAGUUUCAAGAUCUCCGCCCGAAACGCCAAUGCCAAAGACCGCAGCCACUUUGUCGCCGUCGAUAAGGUCGAUAUCACCAUCAAAAACUUGAACGUCAAGAUCAAGCAGUCCAACCACAAACUAUUGUUCAAGAUCGCUAAACCAUUGUUGCUCAAGACUAUGAAACCUGUUAUCCAAAAGGUCUUGGAGAAACAGAUCAGGGAUACCUUCGUGAAGGCGGAUGCUUUCGCGUACAGUGUGCAUCAGGACGUACAACGCGGCAAGGAGGCGGCUUUGGAGGAUCCCGAGAAUGCUCCGAACAUCUGGCAAUCGUACUUGAAUUCUUAUCAGAAGAUGCUGACAGAGAAGAAGGAGAAGGCCAAAGAUGUCACAUCCAAGACCAACGUCAAUAUGGCCGUGACGAAACAAGAUUCGAUCUUCAAACAUAUCAAUCUACCGGGUGGAGUGUCGACCAAGGCGACCGAGUACAAGGAGUUGGCCGCUAAGGGUGAACGUUGGGAGUCACCAAUCUUCAGCAUUGGCAGUGCUAAAGAGUCGACUGAUCUUCCCAAGUCGAAAUCGGUAUCCCGCAAGCCGCACGAUACGACUCCUGCCACUGUCCGUGGCGGUAAUCACCCCAAUGACGAUAACUUGUCUACCGUGACAGGCACUACUGCUACCAGCAACGUUGCAGGCACUACCCCUUUCGGCACCACUGGUACCGGCCAAGCUCCAGGAACUGCCGGUUUCAGCAGCCAAGUUGACCGAGCGUUCGACCCGAACAAGAACAUCACAAACGGUGGUGCCAAUGUUGUCGGUGGUGUGACCAACGGCAGCGCCAACAAAACUUACUACGACGGUGUCACCCAACAGUAG
This is a messenger RNA of Fonsecaea erecta, 2661 nucleotides long. RefSeq lists its product as hypothetical. The coding region runs from base 1 to 2661 and encodes 886 amino acids. Lineage: Eukaryota; Fungi; Ascomycota; Eurotiomycetes; Chaetothyriales; Herpotrichiellaceae. The transcript is spliced from 3 exons. The record is from RefSeq and is a predicted model, not a curated record.